This is a messenger RNA of Nakaseomyces glabratus, 1326 nucleotides long. RefSeq names its product GATA-type transcription factor. Gene Ontology annotation, molecular function: sequence-specific DNA binding; zinc ion binding. The record is from RefSeq and is a predicted model, not a curated record. Gene Ontology annotation, biological process: regulation of DNA-templated transcription. Lineage: Eukaryota; Fungi; Ascomycota; Saccharomycetes; Saccharomycetales; Saccharomycetaceae.
AUGCCUUUGCCUCCAAUCUAUACAAACCGAUUUGGUUAUGAAAACUCUAACAUUUCUCUUCCAUCAUUUAGUGAGUUGACUUCGAUGUUAAAUCUUCCCAGGUAUACCCUACCAAAACCAAGAAUACAAAUAUGCAGUCAUUUGAGACCACGGACUCAAGCAACAACGGGUGGUAUAGAUGGAACUGCAAAUAAUAAGCCUAUUAGCGCUUAUAUAUUCAUGGAGCGUCAACCUCAAACUACUCCAAAGAUUCCUAUAGUCUCAGGCUCUUCUGUGUCGCCGGGCGCUGCCACACCAUACUAUGGUGCAUUACCAUAUGACGUCAGUAGAAGGAAGUUGUCGAUAGCCAGCUUGGAUAAUGGUAUAAGGCCAGUCAACAGCUUGUCGCCAACAAUCUCCAUUACUCCAGUUAGUAGCUAUGGGUCAGUCCCUCCAAAGUUAGCUUCUGUAGCACUGGAUAAUCCUGGAGUACCAGAACCAUCAUUUGCUCCUCCUAGUAUGCCUCGCAUUAAUGGAGUGUGCAGUCAUAGGUAUAAAAUUAAAGUAACGCCGGAAAGAGAGACCAGCUCCAUGCGUGCCAGAUGUAAUAAUUCUGGUGCUGAUAAACUUCAUUCUUUAUCGGCAGUGGCAAGUGCAUUAGUAGAAGAGGAAUGUAUGGUCAAAACUGAAAAUAGCUACCCUUUAUCACCCGAUAGUAUUAACAAUUCUGUUCUUAAAAGCAGGAACAACAGUAUUGACAGUUUAAUUUCAGGAGCGAUUCCCAAGUUUGAUAAGGAAGCAAGAAACAAUUGUGAUGGUGCAGCUCAGGAAUUGCCUGCCAAAGCUUCAUAUAUUGUUUCUGCUACUGAUGAUGUCAAAGAAGUACCAAGUGUAACGCUCACUUCUUCUGCGACAUCAAACGACGUAACUGUUGAGAGUCAACUCAUUACGGCUGAGCGUGAUGCUAUAAUCUUAGCUGGGUCUCAACGUCGUGAAAGCCAAAGAAGCUCUGGAAGCAGUGGUUCUCAUGGAUCAGCGUUAUCCCAGGACUCUAGCGAGCCCAAAUUCAACACCAUUGGGUCAUCGAUAAGGAGGCGCAAAUCCAAACCUGGCAAAGUUUCUAAGUCUGGAAAGAACAGAAACGUCUUUGGAUACUGUCUGCAAUGUGGGAAGGUCGAUACACCUGAAUGGAGAAAUGGGCCGCAGGGCAAAGCUACUCUGUGUAACGCAUGUGGUUUAUUCUACAAAAAGUUGAAGAAGUACUUUGCAGACGAGAACAUGGCUAUUCAAUUUAUGCAACAUAGAUCAAUUGUUGAUCCAGAGGACAGAACAAUGCCCAAGUUUUAA